AGGAGGAGGAGGAGAGCGACUGCUACUGUGUGCCUGUCUACACAGCCCCCCUCCCUCUCUCUCUCUGUCAGCAUUCCCCUCCUCUCUUUCUACCUCUCCAUCUCCCUUGCGCUCUCUCUGUCUGUUUCGUGUGGUAGCAGUAUGGAGCCUAACAGUCCCAAGAAGAUCCAGUUUUCUGUGCCUCCCUUUCAGAGCCAGUUGGACCCUCAGGCAGCUGAGCAUAUUCGUAGGAGAAGACCCACCCCUGCGACGCUGGUCAUCUACCACGAGCCAUCUGGGGCAGAAGCAGAUGAGAACCGGACAACAAGCAGCAGUAUGGAAGAUCUCCAGGGUGCAGAUUUGUCCCCAGCACAGAGGAAGCAGAGCACCUUCAUCCCGCCCACCAUGAAAGGGAAAAUACCCAAGACACAGAAGACAUCUUCCCUACUUGAAGAGGAGGAAGUCUCAAAUACCCAGGACUGAGAGCACUGCCUCUGCUCCCCAUUCACAGCCCAGAGGGAGGAAGGGAGGGAUGAGUGCUGCAGGACGCAGCCUUGUCGGAGCCAAAAACUCAACCUUCUAUUUUCGUACCUGGAUAAGAUAUGAUCUGUCUUCAUGUUCAUGUCUUUCCUGAGUUUGCUUUCAUGUACAUACAUUAUUUUCAUUCUCUCAGACAGGCUACAGUGUAAAAGUCUUAUUCAACUCAGCAGUAAGGGAGGCAAUAAUAGCCGACAAUGCACAAUUGUAUUCAACCUGAUAGAGGACAAUUUCAACUAUAAGCAAUUUAAACUAUAAGCAAUAAUUGUAUCAUAGAUACAAUGCAAUUUACUUAAUUUAUUAAUAAACACUAAGAAAGGAGGGUUCCUCAAGGGUUCUUUGGGAAGGGUGAUGGUUCCAUGUGGAACCAUAAUGACUCAAAUAACCCUUUGAGCCCUUCAAUGGUUCUAAGCAGUUCAGAAAAGGUUUAUUUUCUAUUUUAGUGAUAAUUAAAAUGUAGUGGGGUUGGCUCAUUCAAAUAUUUUUGGCUGUGGUUUGCUCACAGCUCGUUUUGUGCAACCGUGAGGUCCAAGUUUAUCUACUGUUUUCUGUUAUGCCGUUACAUGUUAAAUAUGACUGUGGCCAGUAAUGGUGUCUUGUAAAAAAUGCACAUAUGGCCUUGUGUCAAUUGAGAACUGAUGUCUAAAUCAGUGGUACUCAAUUCUCUCCUCAGGGAUCCCAGCUGUUCCAGAGCUAGCACAUCUGAUUCAACUUGUCAAUUAACAUAAGAAUAUCUAUGGAUUUGUUAUAAUAUAAUAUAGCUAACCAGAAAAAAAGAACCCUGUAUUGUUCUUCAAAAGUCCUUUGUAGAAUAUUUGAGAUUGAGAAAGGUAUUAAAAAAGGGUCCUAUAUAGAACCUUUUUUUUAAUAGUUAUUUUUAAAACCUUAGAAAAGACUUCCUUAUAGAAAAUAAAGGUUAAAUAAAAUAAAGGCUAAAUAAAAUUAAAUAUAGAGGUUAAAUUUAGAACUGUAUGAGCAUAGUUCUUUAUAGAACCUUCAAAAAAGGGUUCUAUACACUGAGUGUAUAAAACAUUA
Molecule: messenger RNA, 1551 nt
Organism: Coregonus clupeaformis (lake whitefish)
Lineage: Eukaryota; Metazoa; Chordata; Actinopteri; Salmoniformes; Salmonidae
Product: protein phosphatase 1 regulatory subunit 1C-like
Exons: 5
Coding region: 142-462 (106 amino acids)
Biological process (GO): intracellular signal transduction
Cellular component (GO): cytoplasm
Molecular function (GO): protein phosphatase inhibitor activity
Source: RefSeq, a predicted model, not a curated record